UUUCGUCAUAUCUUUCAGCAAACAUACCAAGAUGGACAUCACCAAAUACGCAGCCAGGCCGGAGAGCUACGACAAUCUAUCAGAGUUCCAAAUUACUAACUUCUUUGCUAACGCUUCCAUCACGAGAGCUCAAUGCGACGACUUUGCUGCCCAACUUCUCGAUGGUUCUGUUUCUGCUACACCAGUUCAAGGAGGGAAUAACUAUACUGUCGAAAGUAAGGAGGUAUUAAAGGUAGUACAGUUUCGGUCCUCGCAAGUUGAUAUGGCAAAACUUGAGCUUGCUUAGCAAGUGUACGCCAACUUCGUGCCUCAAGGUAUAUACCAGUAGAUUCAUGUGCGACACUCACCUAAAUAAGAUGUGAUGAAACAUAAGCAUAAGCUUUAGUACGCUUUAUAUAGAUCAAGUAUCUUUCUUCUGGUAAUGGAAUCAUUUUGCGACACAGUCAUC
Fusarium redolens is the source of this 448-nucleotide messenger RNA. RefSeq lists its product as uncharacterized. The transcript has a single exon. The record is from RefSeq and is a predicted model, not a curated record. Bases 32 to 286 code for a protein of 84 amino acids. Lineage: Eukaryota; Fungi; Ascomycota; Sordariomycetes; Hypocreales; Nectriaceae.